ACUUUGCAAAAAAACAGAGAGGCGAUCAGGGCAAAUCCCAGAGCGCGCUUGUCAUCCUCCUCGUUCUGAUCCUUGCAAUGAAGAAGAAGGGGAAGUACUCAGCAGAUGAUGCUGCAGCGAUGGGCGGAGACGCCGCCGCCUCGGAUACCGACUGCCACGAUGUGUUCCUGAGUUUCAGUGGAGUCGGCGUUGGCUAUUUUUUCGCCGAAUCCCUGUACUGGAGCUCGGUUGAUGCCGGGAUCCGCGUCUUCAGAAACGCCGAUGAAUUUGGACUCGGUGAAGAAAUUGGCCAGGAGAUUCUGAGAGCUAUCGACGGGGCCAAGAUCUGCAUCCCGAUCUUCUCCAAAUACUACGCUUACAGCGCGGGGUGUCUCCGGGAGCUUGCGGCAAUGGUGGAAAGCAAGGCCAAAUCGGGUGGUGGGAAAACGAUAUUCCCCAUAUUCUACGACGUGGAACCUCGUGAUGUUAGGCUUGAAACCCCUCUGUACCGCGACGCCCUAUCGAUGCUCGAGAAGAGAUACGGGUCCAAGGAAGUAAGCGCGUGGGAAGAUGCUCUUAAACAGGUUGCUUCAUUACCUGGAUGGGAAAUGAGAUUUAUGAGGUAAAAGGCCGAGACUUUAUUGCAGGAGGGUUUGCAACUCAUAAAUCGUUUUCUAGUAUAGCAACGCUAAACUCCAGUGGAAACAACUGAUCACUUCGUUUUUUGAUGUUGCGCUUUCAGUAGGAAUAAACUUCAAAUAGUUGUUUCGCAUUUCAAUAGGAUUGAUUAUUCCUUUGUCAUAUAGUAUCAGCCCAAAUGUUAAAACCCGCGCCCUUUCUUUUCUAACUGAAACGGCUUACUUCUGUUGCAG
This is a messenger RNA of Syzygium oleosum, 851 nucleotides long. RefSeq names its product disease resistance protein L6-like. Bases 78 to 605 code for a protein of 175 amino acids. The record is from RefSeq and is a predicted model, not a curated record. The transcript is spliced from 2 exons. Gene Ontology annotation, biological process: signal transduction. Lineage: Eukaryota; Viridiplantae; Streptophyta; Magnoliopsida; Myrtales; Myrtaceae.